Molecule: messenger RNA, 1281 nt
Organism: Rhinichthys klamathensis goyatoka
Lineage: Eukaryota; Metazoa; Chordata; Actinopteri; Cypriniformes; Leuciscidae
Product: gastrula zinc finger protein XlCGF57.1-like
Exons: 2
Coding region: 1-1281 (426 amino acids)
Source: RefSeq, a predicted model, not a curated record
AUGGAAAUGGAGGUUGUCAAAGAGGAGAGUGACAACAUGAGAGAGGCAUGCAAAGAUGAAGAUACAGAGGAACAAAGAGACCUGGUGAAAGUUAAAGAAGAAAGUCAAGAGCUGAAUGAAGUGGAGAAACAUGAGUUUGUCACCGGAGAGCAUUCUUCUAAUAGCUCACAGAUUGAAACGCCUGAAGGAGAUGUUUUCACCUGCCCUCAAUGUGGAAAGAGCUUCAAUGAAAGAGGAAACCUUAAGGCUCACAUGAGAGUGCACACAGGAGAGAAGCCGUUCCCAUGCCCUCUGUGUGGAAAGAGUUUCAGAUUUAAAGGAUAUGUUCGCACUCACAUGAGAAUUCACUCCGGAGAGAUGCCUUUCAAAUGCCAUCGAUGUGGGAAGAGCUUCAAUGAAAGAGGAAACCUUAAGGCUCACAUGAGAGUUCACACUGGAGAGAAACCGUUCAAAUGUGAGCAGUGUGGAAAGACAUUCAAAACUAACAAAAGUCUUAAGACACACAAACAGAAUGACAUUGGUGAACAUGAAAGGCCUUAUAGCUGCCAUCAAUGUGGAAUGAGUUUCUCAAAGAAAACAAACCUUUCAAAUCACACACUAGUUCAUUCUGGAGAGAGAGCUUUCACUUGCCGGGAGUGUGGAAAGAGUGUCAAACGUAAAGGAGAACUUCAGAGUCACCUGAGAACUCACUCUUCUGAGAAACCUUACACAUGCAGUCAGUGCGGAAAGACUUUCAGGUGGGCACAGAACUUCAAGAAACACAUGCUCUCUCACGCUGGAGAAAAUCACCAUAACUGUGAUCAGUGUGGUGAAAAGUUUAGUCUGGCAGAAAACUUGCAGACUCACCUGAAAAUCCAUGCGAAUGAGAGGCCUUACUUGUGUUCCUUCUGUGGAAUGAGAUUUCCACGACUGGACUAUUUGAAAGAGCACCAGAAAUUACAUUUAGGAGUGAGCGCUCACGUGUGCCAUGAGUGUGGGAAUAUCUUCACUAGUGCCACCUGUCUGAAAGAGCACAGGAGAAUUCAUGGAGUAGUAGAGAAACCUCACAAGAUAGGAGAGAAACCUCACAAGUCAGGAGAGAAACCUCACAAGUCAGGAGAGAAACCUCACAAGUGUUCCCAAUGUGGGAAGAGUUUCUCCAAGUUAGGAAACUUGCAGACACAUGCGCGAGUGCACACAGGAGAGAAGUCGCUCCCAUGCCCUCUGUGUGGGAAGAGUUUCAGCACAUCAAGUGCUCGAAAGAGACAUAGCACUAAUAACUGUCCAAAGCUGUCAACGUGA